AUGGACCUGGGCGGCAGCCGACGCGAUGCAAAUCUCCCGUGGGAGAGCGACCUUACCGGGCGAGACAGGAUAACGAGAAGAGACGACGUGUGGGGCGGGCGGGGCGUGGGGGAGGAACCACAGUCAAACGACAGAGGAGGCGACUCUUCGUGGGGCAGUGUGGGGGGUAGUGGUGGCGCGCAGGAGAGAAAGGGAUGGAGUAGUUUCCUCCCAUCGUCGUUCUUCCAGCCGCGGAGGGCGGCGGAGACGGACUCUCUUCCUGCGGACGUGCGCGACCAGGCGAUCAAGGGCGUGGAGCAGGCGGGGAGGAGUGGCGCGCGGAGCAGCAGCAGCAGUGCGGGGGGCAGGGAGAAGGGCGUGCGGGUGACGGUGGGGGACGUGGCGGCGGCGAGCGGGCUGAAGGUGACCGAGGCGGAGAAGGCGCUCAAAGCACCCGCGGCUGACGCGGAGGGGUUCCUCGAGGUGUCAAACAAGGGUGACGUGGUGUACGUGCUGCCAUCCAAUCUCUCUGCAGCUGUCGCGCAGCGAUCGCUCUGGCUCAAGCUCAAGCCCUGGAUCGACAACGCCAAGUCAGCAGCGUCAUACGUGGUGCGAGUGGCGUUCGGCACGGCGCUCCUCGCGUCCAUCCUCAUCGUCUACACUGCCAUCUCCGUCCUCCUCUCCUCUCGAAGGUGCCCCGCCCGCCUUCCCCUGCCUCCCUACUCCACUCCCGUUCUCUCCUCGUCCCUCGUCCUCCUCGUCCCUGCCCCACACUCCUUUGCGCCAUCCCCCGUACACCACCCGCACUUACCCUACCCAUAUUCAAAUAUCCCCUGUGUGUGCUCUAUCUGUCCUCCUCGUCCCAUCCUUGCAUCCCUGUGUCUCGCUCCUUUCGCAGUGACUCGGACAGUCGGGACAGCAGGGGCGGGGGCGGUGGGCAACAUCCUCUACACCUUCCCGCUACUGCAGCGCACGGCCGGUGAUCUUGCAGGCAAGCAGCGCAAGCAGCCCAGCCCAGCGUUGGACCCCGUGCAGCAGACACGCUACUUCGCUGAGAACCUCUGGACCUUUAGUGAGGCUCCGGCAUGGAAGCGUACGCUAGCAGCAGGGCUAGGUGUGGUGAACGUGGUGGGGGUCGUCUGGCUCUCCUCCCUCCUCAGCGAUCCGGCAAUAGUGCGGGAGGCAGGAGUGGAGUUCGUUCAGCUUAUCUCCUCGCUCAUGCCAUGGUUGCAGGGCUAUGCAGCGGUGUUCGUCGCCAUCCCUGCAGUGCGCUACCUGUGGCUGCAGCUCGAGAUCGCUAAUAAGACUUCUGAAUUGACUCAAAAGUCACCUUCCAUCCUCCCUACCCCUCUCCCCCUCCGAACCCGCCUCCCCAUCCACCAGGGCUAUGCAACGGUGUUCUUUGCCAUCCCUGCAGUGCGCUACCUGUGGCUGCAGCGCGCCAAUGAGACCAUCGCCCUGCGCAACUCCCGCCGCCAGCAGAGCGCCUUGCAGCUCGCCCAGCCCAACGCUCAGCUCCGCCGCAAGCCCAACGCCCAGCUCCGCCACAAGGUGCGCAGGAGGGGGCGAGGUGGGCAGGAGAGUGGGAGGCCUCUGUUCAUGCCCUCUCCCUACACGGUGGUAAUCACGCUCUCGCUUCUUGUCCCCCCUGCCUCCCCUUACCAGUUGGCAUACGCACGGCAGCAGGCGCGCAGCACGGUGGUAUCAGAGGACAAGGUGAUCUACACCACGGCCAAGGACUUGGCAAACGCGCGGGAGCAGGCGCGCAGCAUGGUGGUAUCAGAGGACAAGGUGAUCUACACCACGGCCAAGGACGUGGCAGAGCAAGACCUGGAGGCCCGCGAGUGGGAGAGGAAGCUAGAGGGCCACUGA
Molecule: messenger RNA, 1851 nt
Organism: Closterium sp. Naga37s-1
Lineage: Eukaryota; Viridiplantae; Streptophyta; Zygnematophyceae; Desmidiales; Closteriaceae
Source: the annotation of a GenBank genome assembly